AUUUGUGCCAGCUGUUAUGAUAACGCCAUUCAGCGGUAGAUUUCUAAAAGGAUUCUUGUGUAGUGGUGAAUUUGAAUCAAUUAACAUCCUGUUCAUCUACAAUCUAUUAUAGAUAAAUCAGGAUGAGUACGGGAAUGCCGGAGCUGGGCUCCAAAAUAAGUCUAAUAUCUAAGGCAGAUAUUAGAUAUGAGGGACGUUUAUUUACUGUUGACCCCCAAGAAUGUACUAUAGCUUUAUCUUCCGUGAGGUCUUUUGGAACUGAAGAAAGGGAGACAUCAUGUCCUAUUCCAGCACAGAAUCAAGUAUACGAUUACAUUUUAUUCCGUGGGUCAGACAUCAAAGAUAUAAGGGUGCUUAACAGUGUUCCACCACAAGCUCUCAAUGAUCCUGCUAUAAUGCAGCUCUCGGUACCUCCAUCAUUAGGUCAUCAGCAGUUUGGGGGACACCCUGUUGUUGGACACAUGUCUGUUCCAUCGAUGGCACAAUAUGGAGGAGCAUUCGGAGGUAUGGGAAUAGGUACCAUGCCCAGUGGUUUAGCUCCUGGCAUGGGUGUACCUAAUAGAGGCUUAUCAAGUAAACAAAGUGAGUUGAUCAUGCCAGGUUCUACUACUGAAUGUGUCAAUGUAAUUUCUCCACACGUUGAACCCAUCAGGCCCACUACAAAUGAUGCAUUUUUAGAUAACAUAAUUGGAGCCUCCAGAAGUACAACACCAGUCAGUUUACAUUCUCAUAAGUCAUCAGGUGUUGACCAAAGUGUACAAACGGGAAAUUCCUCUAAGAAAGACGAUAAAAAAGGUUCAAUGCAGGGUCAAAAUCAACAAAGGAACGAUUCUAGAAGGAGAGGUUCAAGGUCACAAGAUAGGAAGGAUACUAGGGGUCAAUCUUUAGGAACUGGCGAUGGGCAGGAUCAAUCACAGAAUCGUCAGCAAUACAAUAGGGGUAUUAGGAACCAGAAUUACCAAAAUUAUGGCUAUCAACCCAGAGAUCAGGGUAUGAACCAGAGGGGUGGUUGGAUUCAAAGAGGACCCCCAAGACCACGUGGUGGCAAUAGGCCGAGAGGAGGACAGGGUGGCUACCGACCUAUGAAUCAGAAUCAAGGUGGACUGAAUCCCAAUCAACAGGGUGGUAGGAAGAAGAACACACUCAAAUUUGACAAUGAUUAUGAUUUCGACAAAGCGAAUACAGAAUUCGAAGAAUUACGAAGUCAGUUGUCAAAAUUGAAAAUAGACGAAGCUAGCACUACAGUUCCCCCAAAACCUGAAGUACCUGUCGUCACUACUCCUACCGUCGUCAAUGGAGAAAGUGAGAAAAAAGAUGAUUCUGGUAAUGAGACUGGAGCAGGUGAAACGGAGCAAGAAGAAGAACACGAGGUAUUUUACGAUAAGAAGAAAUCCUUCUUUGAUAAAAUAUCAUGUGAGGCAGUCGAGAGGGCCAAGGGUAAAACGCAAAGGACGGAUUGGCGUCAGGAACGAAAGCUCAAUUCGGAAACGUUUGGAGUUGCGGCGACUCGCAGAGGAAAUUUCAGAGGGCGUGGUGGUUUCCGAGGAGGUAUGGGUUAUAGAGGUGGCUUCAGAUCGGGAUACAGGCCUCAGCAGCAACGGAGGGAUCAAGGAGGCCCAGGUAAAGUGACCUAUCCGAUUUUGCAUUACAAGGUACCUUCUCGCACGUCGGUUGUAGAAGACGCUCCUUCUGAAAAAACCACAGUUGUCGAUUCGACAGAGACCAAGGUCCAAGAGGUCGAACCACCUAAAGUGGAAGUUCUUGACUUGACCAAUUUGAUCGAGACGAUCGAAACAUGUACUGGGCUUGCUGAGGAAUCGGCCAACCAAACGAACAACCCGGCCGUUGAAGUUGAAGUCGACGCCAACAAUUGAUCUGAGGGGAAGAGAAAAAUUGCUGACACAGGAAGGAUUAUUCUAAACUGACUGAUUGCAAAUCGAAAAAUACAAUAUCAGUAGUUCAGGUAUAUAUUGAGAAUUCUGUGAUUUCUUGGUACGCAAAAUCCAUGCAGGGAAUAUGGAUCUUGUUUUAGUAUUUCAUCAAAAUUAUGUCCUGGCGUCAGUGUUAAAUUAUAAUUGAAAAAGCGUACCGUAAGUGAUAAAACUUUUAUUUUAUAUAAAAAAAAGGCAGAAAAUUUAAAAAGAAUGUGGUUGUAUUAACUGCCAAUUAGGAGUAAUUAUUUCUUUUUUUAAUUAAAGUCAAACGAAAGGUUCAGUUAGAACAAUUUUUGAGUUUUUCGGAAAUGUAUGUUUGAUUUAAUGUGGGUGAAAUUAUUUUCUGUGGAAAAAUUUUGGUUCUAACUGGUUGACCUCAAAUUCACAAAAUCUGAUUGUAUUUAAAACAUUCGUUGUUAUAAUAUAUUGAAAUAAUAGGUACUGUUAAUCAUAGACUUUGUAAUAAUGUAAUAAAUUUGAAUAAUUGUGAAAUAAAACUUCGUAUUAAAA
Messenger RNA from Harmonia axyridis, 2444 nucleotides. RefSeq names its product protein LSM14 homolog B. Gene Ontology annotation, molecular function: mRNA binding. The coding region runs from base 123 to 1874 and encodes 583 amino acids. The record is from RefSeq and is a predicted model, not a curated record. Gene Ontology annotation, biological process: cytoplasmic stress granule assembly; P-body assembly. The transcript has 7 exons. NCBI's taxonomy places the organism in Eukaryota, Metazoa, Arthropoda, Insecta, Coleoptera, Coccinellidae. Gene Ontology annotation, cellular component: P-body.